UCCAAUCGCAUCCUGACUGGAAGACAAAAGCAACAUCAUCAUCCAUCAUCCACUCUGACAAGGACAACGCCAACCAAAAUAAAAAAAACAAACAGGGACAGGACAAUAUUUUUGAAAGAAGUCGGAUCGAAAGCGGCAAGAUGCUGGCCUGCACAGAGAUGAUCACCAUGUGUCUUCAGUCUGCAAAGCACGAACACAUGAGGAAACAGCAGGAGCUUUGCUACAACCAAAAUCAAGGCAUCUCCCUUUUUCACGAUAUUUUCCGCCGGGCAGACAAAAAUGAUGAUGGGAAGCUGUCCUUGGAGGAGUUCCAGUCGUACUUCACUGAUGGUAUCCUCACUGACGACCAGAUGCAGGAGCUGUACUGCUCCAUCGACAGGCAGCAGACAGACAACCUGGACAUUGACAAACUCUCAGAGUACUUCAGUCCACAUCUGGGGGAAUACGUCAACGUCCUGUCUGCUCUGGAUAAGCUGAAUGUGGCCAUUUUGAAGGCCAUGGAUAAAACUAAAGAGGAAUAUCAGGGUUCAUCAGUGCUGGGUCAGUUUGUGACUCGCUUCUUGCUGAGGGAGACCUCCACCCAGCUGCAGUCCCUUCAGUCAUCAAUGGACUGCGCUAUGGAGGCUGUUCAUGACCAGGGCUGUACUGAAAGGACGAUAGUGAAGAAACCUGAGGACCUGCCUAUCCAGAGGGUGGCCAAACGCCCAGGUCGACGCAUCCAGAAGAACAUGUGUCUCUCCCCUACUGACCCUUACUCUGGCAUGCUGACCACAGGGGUCAGCGUGGAGCCAGACAACCACUGGGGCUCCCAGAUCAACCAACUGGAGCAGCUCAUAGACAAACUGGAGUGUGAGAGUCCACAUCUUGAACCACUGAAAGAGGACACAUUGGCUGGGACGUAUAAAUCGAACAUACUUCUGGUCCAAAGACAAAUGUCUGUGAAGGAGAAGGAUGUGGAGCAGUUUCAACAAGCUCUCAAAAUCUACACAGAUACCACCAGCAGCCAGCUAAACAACCUGCAUGUCUCCGUUCAGAACCUGCCAGACAGAUCAUGCUUCAUCAUGUACGAAUUUUGGCAGGACCGUCUCUCCUGGAUGAGCUACCUGCAGUCAUCCAUCAGUAAGACCUUCCAGCGCUGCGUUAUCGACUCACUAGAAGAGCCGGAGAUGGUCUCCACCAUGCUCCUCCCAGCCUCUUGGUGGAUUAUGAACAACAACUGACAGGACAAAGCUGCUGCUAUUCAACACAACGUAAGCAGGAGGAAGAGCUGGUCGUGUAAUCGUUUGAUAUUUUUAUUCUUUUAUAUCCACUUUUUCCUCAUGGCAUGACCAGGAUUGUUUUUUGCAAAGCUUUGCUCUGAAGUUAUACAAAAGAAGACUGCUCAGAUAAGUCAGUCAAGAGUGGAACAAAAUUUAAAACUUGGAGAGAAAGAAUUAAGGUAAUGCAAUACUUUAUUGUGUGAUGAGGAUUUGUGCCAACAUUCAUUUAACAGGCACAUUUCUUGCUUCUGAUUUAAUAGAAACAUAAGAACUAAAAAAAAAAGAAUUGCAUGAUUAUUUAUUUCUCAGUGCUAGUUUAUUUUAAUUAAAACAUUAUCUUAAAAUAGAUAUAAUGUCACUGAUGCCACAAAAAUAGAAACACAUGAAUGACAACUGAUCUGUCCAUCCAUCACUAUCCAUCACACUUUCUUCAGUGCAGACAAAAACAGAAAUAGUGGUCGGGUUAACCUGCAUUUUACCCUUGUUCUCUCUGUGGUAUUGUGCUUUGUUGUCUCCUUCAAAGCUUUGCAACCAAGCGUCCUUUUGCUGAUGGGUUAGACAGCCAAUAGAUACAACGUAGUUCAUGAUUAUGAGAUAUUAUAAGAACGAUUAUGGUCCAUAUCUAAAUUUUUAUCAUCCGUGUGUCACUCCAGCACUUUAGAAAAAUAUGAGACCUGGACCUUAUUGCGAAGAACGGACAUUUAUUGUUGAUUGUCAGUUGAAAGGGUAGAAUUAACUGCUGUUAAGAGCUGCACUGAUGUGUAGGGAGACAUUAGCAGACAAUAACAAUAGAAUAAGUCUGCAGUUUGUCUGUACUGUUACUUUAGAAAUAAAACUCAAAAGCCAUUGUUUUACAUUUGCAGUGUGUGGUCAGUAUACAGUACACACACAAAUAGAAGUUUAUAUUUUGAGUACAGAAAUUAAACAGUUGGGUGUUAUAACAUUAGACAGAAAUUCUAUUUAGGUUGUGAACUGUAGUUAAUAAAAGCUGUAAGAUGUAAGUUAUUGUUGUAGAACAUUGGUAAAUGUACAGUAUGAUAGUAUAUUGAGCAGAGGUUGCUCUGGUAAUGUUGGGGAAGAAUGUGUUUGCUCUUUUUUUAAAUGUAUUUUAUCAUUUAUUUUAUGAAUAAUAUAGAGUUGUCAUGUGGAUGCUAUGUUUGUU
Messenger RNA from Anoplopoma fimbria (sablefish), 2421 nucleotides. RefSeq names its product N-terminal EF-hand calcium-binding protein 1-like. Gene Ontology annotation, molecular function: calcium ion binding. The coding region runs from base 141 to 1220 and encodes 359 amino acids. The record is from RefSeq and is a predicted model, not a curated record. Lineage: Eukaryota; Metazoa; Chordata; Actinopteri; Perciformes; Anoplopomatidae. Gene Ontology annotation, cellular component: endoplasmic reticulum; cytoplasm; Golgi cis cisterna. The transcript is spliced from 12 exons. Gene Ontology annotation, biological process: regulation of amyloid precursor protein biosynthetic process.